Labeo rohita (rohu) is the source of this 5369-nucleotide messenger RNA. RefSeq names its product solute carrier family 16 member 1b (gene slc16a1b). Gene Ontology annotation, molecular function: monocarboxylic acid transmembrane transporter activity. The transcript is spliced from 5 exons. The coding region runs from base 234 to 1628 and encodes 464 amino acids. Gene Ontology annotation, cellular component: membrane. Gene Ontology annotation, biological process: monocarboxylic acid transport; transmembrane transport. The record is from RefSeq and is a predicted model, not a curated record. NCBI's taxonomy places the organism in Eukaryota, Metazoa, Chordata, Actinopteri, Cypriniformes, Cyprinidae.
UGUAUGAAGGCGAGUCGAGCGGAUGGAAAAAGCACACCACAUAUCCACGAAUCCACGGGGCCAUUCAGAGCUCUCCAUGCUCCUCAGUGAACAGGAGCCGCACGUUGCAGACGGAUAGCGCGAACUUACAACCGGAGUUGGUGAAUGAAAAGCGCAGACUGAUCCAGUGCGCUUGAAGCUCAGCUGAUCCUCCUCUUCUUCGUCGUCGUUGUCGUCAGUGUGUGCGUGUAAAGAUGCCGCCAGCGACAGGAGGGCCGGUGGGAUACACUCCUCCAGAGGGUGGCUGGGGCUGGGCAGUGGUGGUAGGAGCCUUUAUCAGCAUUGGCUUCUCCUAUGCCUUCCCCAAGUCCAUCACUGUGUUCUUCAAAGAGAUCGAGGUGAUCUUCAAUGCCACCAGCAGCCAAGUGUCAUGGAUCUCAUCAAUCAUGCUGGCUGUCAUGUAUGCAGGAGGACCAAUCAGCAGUAUUCUGGUGAAUAAGUUUGGUAGUCGGCCCAUCAUGAUUGCUGGGGGCUGUCUGUCUGGCUCAGGAUUAGUCUUAGCAUCCUUCUGUAACACAGUGGAGGGUCUAUACUUCUGUGUGGGAGUUAUAGGCGGAUUGGGUUUGGCAUUUAAUCUGAAUCCAGCAUUGACCAUGAUUGGCAAAUACUUCUACAAGCGCCGACCAAUAGCUAACGGCAUUGCGAUGGCGGGCAGCCCAGUAUUCUUGUCUACCCUUGCCCCGUUGAACAGCUGGCUGUACGAUCAAUUUGGGUGGAGGGGCAGUUUCCUCAUUCUGGGUGGAGCUUUGCUCAACUGCUGCGUUGCUGGGUCACUAAUGCGGCCCAUUGGACCAAAACCACUACCCGCCAGUGCAAAAGAGGAUGGCGACCCCAAGCGUCAUGAGAAAAAAACAUGCAUGCAGACGGUCAACAGCUUCCUGGAUCUGACCCUGUUCACUCACCGAGGCUUCUUGCUGUACCUGCUUGGAAACGUAAUCAUGUUCUUCGGCCUUUUUGCGCCCCUUGUGUUCCUCAGUAACUAUGCGAAGAGUAAAGACAUUUCCAAGGAUAAGGCUGCGUUCUUGUUGUCCAUCCUGGCCUUCACUGACAUGGUCGCUCGGCCGUCCAUGGGCCUGGUCGCCAACACUCGCUGGGUCCGUCCACGUAUCCAGUACUUCUUCGCAGCAUCGGUGCUGUAUAAUGGCGUCUGCCACUUGUUGGCACCGCUCUCCACCGAUUAUGUGGGUUUUGCCAUCUAUGCUGUGUUUUUCGGUGUGGCAUUUGGCUGGUUGAGUUCCGUGCUGUUUGAGACUCUCAUGGACCUGGUGGGCGCUCAGAGGUUCUCCAGCGCAGUGGGGUUGGUCACCAUCGUGGAGUGCGCGCCUGUGCUGCUUGGGCCUCCAGUACUGGGAAAACUUAAUGAUGAUUACGGCGAUUACAAAUACACAUAUCAGGCUUGUGGAAUCGUCCUGGUGAUUGCCAGCAUAUUCUUGUUCUUGGGAAUGGGACUCAACUACUGGCUAUUGGACAAAGAGAAGAAGGUGGAGGAGAGAAGAGCAAGACAGGAGGAGAAGGACGAAGAGACGAACAUAGACAAUGCCCUGAACGAGAAGGCAAAGGAGGCAGAUGGAGACGCAUCUGAUGCAUGAGCUGACGUCGCCAAAUGGAAAAGGACACCAUGUUAUGCGCUCACGCACCAACAAUCCAUGUCUUCCAGUUUUGACCGUCCAAAAUGACAAACACCGAUCAAUUCCCCACUAAUGCAUUACCAGUUCAGCCAAUGUUUCAAACAGCACAAAGGACUAUAAUGCCAAGAAAUCCAAUUUUAUGCAAUCCCACACACCUCAGAUGUUGCUGUCAAUCUCCCAACGUUCAUAUUGGAGCGUCUCUGUACCUUAAUGUCACAAUUAUAAGCAUUACGAGAGCAUUCCUAGUUUUUGACUCUGGAGUAGCAUAGUGUAUGCACUUUGAAAUGAAGCUACAAAAUGCACAUUGAAACAUUUUUAUAAGAGAAUUAAGAUGUGCGACAUUUAAGGUAACAUCAUCAGUCAAGACAUGGACGAAAGAGACAUCUUUCACUCUUCUGUCUGUCUUCCAUUUUAGAAAUAUAGUAUUUUUUUGGACUAAAGGUCAUUAUUAUGUAUAGGAUACACAUUUUUCUUUUUUUCUUUUUUUUCGAAUGAAGCGUGAAGAUUUGUUUUAGUAUGUGUAUGUAUGUAGUCUUCCCUGUUCCGAUUGGUUGGUAGAAAAUAGUGCCAGGCUUUGCUAGGCUGCUAUAUAAAGGCAAAAUGCAGAAAUUUACGCCAAGACUGAUACGGGUUUUGGAUUGAUUUUUGUCCUCUGAACAUUUAGUAAAUCCUGUCUGUCACAAGACAGAUCAUAGACUUGAAUUCACUCAUGAAAUAGGACAAAAUGUAUAAUUACUGUGUUUUGCCUUUGCAUGGCAGAAGAAUUUGUGGUUUGUUUCCAAGUGACGUUUAAUGUUUUGUAUCUUUGUCUGCUUCCUCCUCUGGUGACUUCAUGAAUUCACUCUGCCUAUCAAACUCUGACUGUGCUGUAACCAUGAAGAUUUCUUUGGUUACCAUUUUUAGAAACAGCAGCAAAGGUUUAGGUUUCGUCUGAGGCAAUUCUCACUUCACAUGAAAAGUCUGCUAGAGAUUGUUUCAGCUUUACUGUUCAUUUGGCGUUUAGUGAAGAUGAUGAUUGUUUCACACUGGGGUACAUUCAAAUAGGGGAUCCUUUAAAAACUGUAUGUUCACUUGCCUUUUUUCGACCACAUUGUUUUUAAAUAUCUAGAAACUGUUUUACGGUUGCCAGCAGAUCCUAUGCCUUGAUUAGGUGCCUUUCCGUCUACAUACAGGUAUUUGUAUUUAACAGCCAUACGUGUAACAAUACUAACUCCUGAUCUUUUUUACAGAGCUUUUUGCAACGUCAAGAGCAUGUGUAUUGAUUUUAAUUUGAUUAAUUUGCUAUUUAGUGUCAUAUUAUGGGAGAGUAGAGUGCUUCAUUUCAACUGAGCCAGCAACAAACACGGUACGAUCUAGGGCUGUCACCACAAAUCGAUGCAUUGCAACUCUGUCAUCUUAGCCUUUAACCGUAGAUGGCGCUAUAAUCUAGUUUUUCCACUGCAAACUCAUGCUCACGGAAAAAGAGCACCUGUGUGUUUGGAGUCAUGUAAUUAGACCUCGUUUAAGAAUGGUGUUAUGACACAAGAUCAAUGUAAACAUGGCUCACUGUGAACACCCUUGUCAGGGUUGCCAGGUUUUCACAACGAAACCUGCACAAUUGCUACUAAACACUACCCUAAAACUUGCCCAGUUGCAUUUCGGAGGAGGUUCUCCGGUCAAAAAAAUGCAUUCUGGGGGUAAAAUGCAAAUUUUUUUGGCAGGAAUGCCCUAAUAAUAUUCGCAUUCCAGCAGCAAAAUAUUACAUUUUUGGUGUCGCUUCAACCCACAGCAACAGUGUUAAGUAGCCCAAUUCCGUGGGGAAAACCGCUGACUUGGCAACACCCUUGUAAUUCACUUUAAACUAUUCCAACUUUAUGAAUGCUUAUUUUAGUUUCAAGUGUGUGUAAUGAAGAGAAAGCAAGCAGAGUAUGGCUUUUUCUAAAGCAUGCAGUGCCAUCUGCUGUUCAAAACUAAUCUCAGAAUCAUUUUGAGAGAGAAUCGUGAUGCAUUCGGAAGAUCUUAGAAUUGAUGAUUAUUGCUCAAUUCGUGAUGCAUUGGUUUAUUUCCCCAACCCUAGUACAAUUUGUGUUGGCUAGAGUAAAAAACGACCUCAUUUCAAGUUCUGCUACUGUCAGGCCGCACUCUUGUUUAUUUGCAGAACAAAGGUGAUUGUUCUUUUUACAAACUCAAAUAGGUAAAGUCCCAGAUAGCACACGUUUGUCUGUUAAAGAUCACUCGAUCUGGAAAGCAUCUUCGCAUCAUCUACGAUGUCAGUUUUACAUGCAUUCUAAAUCAUGAACAUCUUAAAGACAUCUAAUAGACGUCUAUUUGACAUCUGAUAGGAAAUGUCCUAUAGGUGUAUUGCAGAUGAGCAAACACUCUAAAAUAUACGUCUUGCAGAUGUAAAUGCAGACGUCAAAUAGACGUCUCUGUGAUGUACGUGUGCUAUCGGGGGAAUAUUCUUGAAGUUUCUCAAGCCAUUUUAUUUCUUUUGCUUUUUAGAUUUGCUGAGCAUGUGGAAAACAACCCCAGAUAGCACAUGUGUGUCUGCAAGAUGUCUGUUAAAGAUCUUUUGAUCUGGAAAGCAUCUGAUGUGUAUAAACGUCUGACAGUCGUCUUUCAGAUGUCAGUUUUACAUGCAUUCUAAAUCAUAACAUCUUAAAGACGUCUAAUAUACGUCUAUUUGACAUCUGAUAGGAAUCGUCCAAAAGACAUAUUGAAUAUGAGCAAACACUCUAAAAAUCCGUUUUGCAGAUGUAAAUACAGAUGUCAAAUAGAUGUCUCUGCGAUGUACAUGUGCUGUCAGGAACACCCCUUAGCACAUGUACGUUUGCAAGAUGUCCGUUAAAGAUCACUUGAUCUGGAAAGCAUCUACUGUGUACAAACAUCUGACAGAUGUCUUUCAGAUGUAAGUUUUACAUACAUUCUAAAUCAUAAACAUCUUAAAGACAUCUAAUAUACGUCUAUUUGACAUCUGACAGCAAACGUCCACUCUUAAAAAAAUAAAUAGACGUCUCUGUGAUGUACAUGUGCUAUCAGGGACAUGACUCUCAGAUCUCAGAUAUAUCAGUAACAGUUUUGGCUCUCUGGAGUCAUUCGAUUUCAGGUAAAAUAUUGAAAAAGGGAGGAAACACCACCACCUUCUGGCAGCUGUUGUGUAUUGUGACACUGCGGCGAAUCAAAUAUGCAGGUGCACUGUGAAGUGUUUUCAAGGAACUUUUGUUUUAGCAAAUGAGUAAAUGUCCUAGUGUCAUUAUUUAGUCACAGCAGAUGGCAAUUUCUGUAUAGUGCACUUUAGGUACAUUAAGGUGAAAUUCAUACUCGAGUUACGCACACACAGCAUUCAGUGUAAGGCCGUUUAUUUUACCUUUUUUCCUGAGUAGAAAUGUAUCGGCGUGGGUCCUGACGGAUGUGCGCUUGUAUACAGUUCUCUGGUGUGGCGGAGCUGAUAAUGUAAUCUCAGAGCUCGGCUGAAUAAUAGCACCUGUGAAACGAAAAGCAAAAAGAAGAAAGAGAAUCAGAGCAGUGUUAUUGACUCAUUUUCAGUAUCAGCAUCGCUGCUCCAACUGCACUUCUGUUUAUAGGAUCAGAGCUGUCUGAACUCCACUGUGUGUGAGUGGAUUCCUUAUUAAUGUUGGUAAUUGUGUGAAGGAAAAUACUGCUGUAUUAAGAAAAUGGACCACCCUGAGAAAAAAAAAAAAGCAUUAAAAAGGGUAAAUCCUA